Molecule: messenger RNA, 3442 nt
Organism: Juglans microcarpa x Juglans regia
Lineage: Eukaryota; Viridiplantae; Streptophyta; Magnoliopsida; Fagales; Juglandaceae
Product: protein SIEL
Biological process (GO): intercellular transport
Cellular component (GO): endosome
Source: RefSeq, a predicted model, not a curated record
GACUUGUAGCUACGGACUCCAACGGUCUCGAUCGGUUCUCGUGAAGUGAUUGUUCCCCAAACAAGUUUCAGAGCAAGAAGCUCCUUCUGCUCUGCUCUGUUUCGAUUCGAUGGAUCGAGACUUGCCAAGCUCCUGCGAACGAUCAAUCAGAAGCCCCUCGGAAAACCCCGCUGACGACUCUCUCUCAGAAACCCUUGCUUCCCUCAGAUCCCUCGUCAUUACACCCUCCACUCCGGACACCACCAUUUCCUCCAUCUUCCAAACCCUAACCCGCUCUCUCCAACUCAGUCGCGACCCGCUCGUUCUACACCACACCCUAAAGCUCCUCUCCGACCUUUCCUCCCACCGCCCCAGCCUCUCUUCUUCGGUCUCCGAAUUGGUCCGUUCCCACGCGCUCCUCUCCUCCGACUCGACCCGCCUCGCCGCCGAGUCUCUCGAUGUGCUCGCCUCGAUCGCCGAACGGGGUGGAACCCCAGUAGAUCUCGAUGACCGGUCAUUCGUCUCUCUUUGCUUCGGUCCUUCCGUGUCCGUACGGUCAUGGCUUCUCAGAAAUGCCGAGCGGUUCCGAAUUGGGCCGCAUGUGUUGCUCACUAUGUUUUUAGGGUUUACUAGGGAUCCUUACCCGUACGUGAGAAAAACCGCUCUGGACGGGCUCGUUGGUUUGAGCAAGCCCGGUGUUGUCGAGGAUCUUGACAUGAUUCAGGGCUGUUAUUGCCGUGCCGUCGAGCUUCUUCUCGACACGGAAGACUAUGUAAGAUCCGCUGCAGUUCGCGCGGUACGUGCAUGGGGUCUGAUGCUUGUAGCAUUCAACCUGGAGACAAAACUGUACUGGUCAGAUAACUUAUUUGUUAAGCUCUGUUCAAUGGGAAGAGAUAUGAGCAUGGAGGUACGAGUUGAAGCUUUUGAUGCCCUUGGGAAGAUAGAAAUAGUGUCUGCGGAUAUUCUUUUACAAACCUUAUCUAAGAGAGUCUCAGGGACGACAAAAGGAAUGGGAUCUUUUGGUCAGUGUCCUGCUGCAGAAGUUGAAAGUUCGGCAUCGAGUGUGGCUGGAGUUUUGGUGCAUGGGCUGGAGGAUGAAUUCAAUGAGGUUAGGAAGUCCACUUGUCAUUCCUUGCGUACACUUACCAUCAUCUCUGCUGAGUUUUCUGAAAAGGCAUUAAACUUGUUAAUGGAUGUACUAAACGAUGAUUCAAUGUUUGUCCGGUUACAAGCAUUGGAAACUAUGCUGCAUAUGGCAACCUGCGGCCUUCUAAAGGUGCAAGGAACACACAUGCACAUGUUUCUUGGCUCUCUAAUGGACGGUAAUAUGUCCAUAAGAUCUGCUACAAGGAAAAUACUUAAAUUAGUGAAGCUGCCAAAUAUAGAAACGUUUAAAUUAUCUGUUGAUGGCAUCAUUGAUAAUUUGGAAAGACAUCCACAGGAUGAAGCUGACAUAUUCUCUGUAUUGUUUCACAUUGGACGUAACCAUUGGAAAUUUGGGAUGUCCAUCAUCAAUGAGGUUUUUGAGGAGAUGGAGCUAGCUUCUGAGGGCAACUUCGGGUUUGAUACUGCAAGAGUAGCUGCAUUGCUGAUUCUGGCCAUUUCAGCUCCGCUCUCUCAUGGUCAGCAUGCCUGCAAUAUUCCACCUAUAAUAUUUUCUUAUGCAGUUACAUUGCUUGGAAGGAUCUCUGUUGCAUUGACUGAUAUUAUGAAUCAAGACGCUCUUCUGGCUUACUUGUCUCAAUGCAGUAGAUCAACCAGAUUCUCUGCCAUGGAGUUUAACCUCAGAGAGGACAAGCCACGCUUGCCUGCAGUUACUAUUGUGAGCUCAAGUCACAGUAGCAAUGAGAUCAAUGGUACUGUUGGGUCACCUUUUCAGCAAGGAGAAGAUGGGGCCGCCAACCUUCAGUAUCAGGCAAUGAGGGAACCAAUGGAAGUAGCAUCUUCGCAUGUUGGUUACCACCUGGAGGUUCAGGAUGAAGUAAUAAGGUCCAUGAAUCUUAUUCUUGCGAAGGUCAAAGAUAUUUGGCCACUAAUACAAUCGGGAUUUACGAAUGAAGUACUAAGGGUUCUAAGGAGUUUCAAGGAAGAGUUGGCAACUUUCACCUCUGGCUCACUUAGAUCUGUUGGUGCUGUAGCAUUUGCAUUGCAGUAUCUCCGGGUAGUGAAACAGCUUGCCAAAGUAUGGGAACACUUCCUGCCUGCAAGAAAGCUCUGUUCUGGAAUGGGAGAAUUGGACAUUGCUUUGGGAAAACUAGAGACGAGACUUAGAGAACUGAGGAGUAGGUUUACUGGCUUAUCUUUGGAACAGGAGCUGCAAAUCUUGGAGCUACUACUUCUGACUUGUACACUUAGGUUGUCUAAAGUCGAAAGCUACUGCCAAGUUGCAAGUUUGAAAAAGCUAUCAAUGACAGCGUCACAUGUAGAAUCCAUCCUGAAAUUAGGAUCUAUUGAACCGUCCAAUUUCAUGAGUGAAGUUGGCAAAUUAUCAUACCUAACUAGAACCUCUAGUUUUGGAGCACCAUGUGAUCCAUUUCUGUUCAAGGAAUUGCUUAAAUAUUUCUCCCUCGAGCAGUUUGUGGUUUUUGGAAGAAUUGAUCAUAUUAAGGCAGAACUUGUCGUUCCUGAUAAUGACUCUGAAAAUCAUCUUCCUUUUGUUCCACACCUACCUGUUGGUAUACCGUGUGAGAUUACUCUUCAUAAUAUCUGUAGCGAGAAUAAGUUGUGGGUGAGAAUGACCAUGGAUGAUGAAUCAACUCAGUUUGUCUUUUUGGAUUUGGACCUCUUUGGAAGCAGUGAUGAGGUCAGGAAAUUUACAUAUGUUGUGCCCUUUUACAGAACCCCCAGUGCAUUUUCUUUCACAUUGAGAAUCUGUAUAGGUAUGGAAUGCUCAUUUGAAGAUGUUCCACCGGUCAAAAGAUAUGGUGGUCCAGACCGGGAGCUAACAUAUCUUUGCCAAGAAAAGGAAGUUCAUCUCUCCAUGGUUGGUUAACACUGAAUGGUUUGUUUUAUUCUACCAUGGCAAUAAAUAAGAAUAUACUUAUUUUUUUUGCAUCAGAGAUAUUCACUAUCCAAGGUUCAAUAUAUCAAAUGAUUGUAGACCCUUGAAUUUGACUCAUCUGGAAGGGCUGUGGAAAGCGAUAUCAGGCCAAAGGAUCUAGACCAGCUUUAUAUGAUUAUCUUGAAUAAGUGUAUGCUUGCUAAGUCAUGGAGCUAGGUUAGUUGAUAUUCAAGCAGAGAAGAAUGGAUGAAAGGUGGAGUUAGAGAAGCUAACUCAUUUCUGCUCCUCCUAAUUUGUACGAAGAAUCCUCACUGGGUAUUUCUCCCCAUUUUGAAAUUUGCCUGGAAAUGUCACCAAAGUUGGAUGCCUAGGAAGCCCUUGAAUCGAAUACAAAUAUCAUUUAAUCUUAUUGACAGGUUGUUUCAUUCCUGACGGGUAAGUGGUGAAAAAAUUAAUGCACUU